CAAACAAACUCACCCUCUUCUUUCUCUAUAUAAACACCCUUUCUUUCUCUCUAUCUUCUGCUUCACUUUUAUCUAUCUCUCUCUCUUCCAAAUUUUGCAUCUUUCUCUCUCACUCACACCAACCAUGGUGGACCUUCAAACCGUUUGCUGCAUGUGUGGUGACGUUGGCUUCCCUGACAAGCUUUUCCGCUGCAGCAAAUGUCGUCACCGAUUCCAACACUCGUAUUGUAGCAACUACUACCGGGAAAUGGUUGAGAUUGAGAUAUGCGAUUGGUGUCAAAGUGAGAGGAGAAACUACACAAGACAUCAUGGUAAUUCGAAGAAAUCGGUGGCCGGAAGUCACAGCGGAGGGACGAGUCGAUCGGAAUAUUCCGGUGAGAAGAUCAAGCAGCAUGAGGAGAGUGGUUCGAGCUUGGAGAAGGGGAAGGGUCCUGCUCCUUCACCAAGACCCUCCACACGAAGGUACAAGCUUCUCAAGGAUGUAAUGUGUUGAAAAAGGAAACAAGAAACAAAGACAUCCUUAAGCGGCAAGAGAAUAGAGUAUAUAUACUAUCAGUGUUUCUUAGGCUUCUCAAAAGGGUUUAAUAAUCUAGUUUAGUAAUAAGUUUAUAAAAAUAGUAGUAGUAGUAGCUUUGUAAACACUUUGCUUAUGCGUGUUCUCUACUUGUUUUUUCGUUAUAUAAUAAGUGUCCCUUUUGUGAAUAGAAGAAGAAGCACGAAGCUUCAAGUUGAAUGUAUUAGCAGUCACAAAAAUCUACUUAUAUAUGAUGUUAGUUUCGACUCAA
Molecule: messenger RNA, 785 nt
Organism: Vigna unguiculata (cowpea)
Lineage: Eukaryota; Viridiplantae; Streptophyta; Magnoliopsida; Fabales; Fabaceae
Source: RefSeq, a predicted model, not a curated record